This is a messenger RNA of Acinonyx jubatus (cheetah), 1368 nucleotides long. RefSeq lists its product as uncharacterized. Lineage: Eukaryota; Metazoa; Chordata; Mammalia; Carnivora; Felidae. The record is from RefSeq and is a predicted model, not a curated record. The coding region runs from base 16 to 921 and encodes 301 amino acids. The transcript has 2 exons.
CGUCUUUGGAGGGACAUGGAAUCCCCUCAUCGGUUUUGGAGGGACGUGGAAUCCCCUCAAAUGUCUAAGCCAGCUCUCAGUUUUGCUUCCAUGAAGUUGGAAGACUUUCUAGGGGCCCUCUGUUCGUCUGUUUUUGUGUUUCUCUGUUUUGUUCUGUGGACUUACUGGACAGACGUUAUGGGACAGACUCAGACUACUCCUCUAAGUAUUAUGAUUGAUCACUUUAAGGAUGUGCGGGGAAGAGCUAACAACCUCAGUGUGGAAGUCCGAAAGGGUCGGUUGCAGUUUUUUUGUUCUAGCGAGUGGCCAACUUUCAAUGUCGGAUGGCCACCAGAGGGGACCUUCGACCUCCCUACCAUCCACCGAGUCAGGAGUAUCAUCUCUCAGCCUAAGGCGGGCCAUCUUGAUCAGCUCCCUUACAUUAUCACUUGGCAGGACCUUGUAGAAGACCCACCCUCUUGGCUUAAGCCCUUCCUAGCCCCGCUCCCUCCGGAGCCAAAACCCAUUCUUGCUUUGCAGGGGACAAAGAAGAAGAAAAGUCUUACCCAGCCUUCAGCACCCCUCUACCCUGUCCUACAGGGGGGUACUGAAGAAGAAUUAAUUUUUCCUCCCCUGUAUAACCCCUCUAGGAUGCCGGAAGAACACCAUCCUCCCCCUCCAGGGGAGGCAGACGCUGUUCCGAGAGCGGGAGGCGGAAACGCUCCAGUGGGAAGCCCGCCCUUUACCAGACAAAGGGCUCAGAGGCAGCAAUCCACCUCCGCCACCGACUCCACUAUUCUGCCCUGUGAGCCACCGGACCCCCAGACACGGAGGGGAAUCAGCCCCAUCACUAUUGGCCUUUCGCCACUAGUGACCUCUACAAUUGGAAAGCUCAGAAUCCUAAGUUUUCCGAGAAACCGGCAGGGCUUAUUGAUUUAUUAGACUCUGUUCUUUUUACCCAUCAGCCCAUGUGGGACGAUUGCCAGCAGCUUUUGCAGGUCCUGUUCACAACUGAAGAAAGAGAAAGAAUCCUCAAUGAGGCCUGAAAACUAGUUCCGGGUGCAGACGGGAAUCCCACCACCAACCAGGCUCAGAUAGAUGCCUCCUUCCCCUUAACUCGGCCCCAGUGGGAUUUCAACACGGCAAAAGGGUCUGGUAUACUGUACUAGAUUUAAAGGACGCCUUCUUCAGUCUGCCGCUGGCACCCCAGAGCCAACCCUUGUUCACCUUUGAGUGGCAUGAUCCGGAGGAGGGCUACAGUGGGCAACUCACCUGGACACGGCUACCUCAGGGAUUCAAAAAUUCACCCACUAUCUUCGACGAGGCACUACACGAAGACCUGGGUGAGUACAGAAGGGAGCACCCUGGCCUCACCCUUCUACAGUACGU